This is a messenger RNA of Chrysoperla carnea, 2433 nucleotides long. RefSeq names its product putative RNA polymerase II subunit B1 CTD phosphatase RPAP2. NCBI's taxonomy places the organism in Eukaryota, Metazoa, Arthropoda, Insecta, Neuroptera, Chrysopidae. The record is from RefSeq and is a predicted model, not a curated record. Gene Ontology annotation, cellular component: cytoplasm; nucleus. The transcript is spliced from 8 exons. Bases 82 to 2412 code for a protein of 776 amino acids. Gene Ontology annotation, molecular function: RNA polymerase II CTD heptapeptide repeat phosphatase activity; RNA polymerase core enzyme binding.
UUUCACAGAAAUGUCAAAUAUGUCAGAUUGCAUUUGUGAACUGUAAUUGUGAGUGAAAUUUAUAAAUAAAAAUAUAUAAAAAUGGAUACAGAAAAUGAACCACAGCCUGGUCCUAGCAAUGUCAAGAAAAAAUCACCAAAAUCAACAAAUAAAAUGCCAAAUAUUAAAGAAAUGAGUAAAGAUGAAAUUCAAGCUGCUCUUCUUAAAAAACGCCAAUGUGAUGCAGAUGCUCAAAAAAUUGUUGAACGUCUCAUUGAAAAUCCUGUUCCUGCUCCGUGGUUUGUCUAUUGUUUAAAAUUUAUCAAUCAAUGUCACAUCGAUGACGUUUUCGAGGAACGAUCGUUAAUUAACCAAUGUGGAUAUCCAAUUUGUUUGGGUAUUUUACCAAAUUUCCCUAAAAAACAAUAUAUGAUAUCGACAAAAUUGAAUAAAAUUUACGAUAUCACUGAACGAAAGAAAUUUUGUAGUGAUAAAUGUUUUAACGCAGCCGUAUUUAUUCGAGAACAAAUGUUAACUAGUCCAUUAUGGUUACGUGACAAGGAAGACAUACCUGAUUUUAAGUUAUUACCAUGGACUACAAAGGGUAUGCCCGGCUUAGAAAUAAAUUUUGGUGUACCAGACAACUCAGAAAUCGAACCGGAUCCCACACAAUUUACAUCAGUAUCAGAUUUUGCAAAAACUUCUCUAGAUGAUGCACCAGAUACAUUUGAGGAAAUGGAAAAACAUACAUUUUUAGAAGAAGAAGAAACUUCAAAUACAAAGAAAAAAGCCCCAAAUACCUCAGAAAAAUUAGAAAAAUUAAUAAAAAAAUCAAAUGAAAAUCAACAACGUAUUAAUCGGAAAAUAAUUGAAAGUCAUUUCUCAGAGAUUGUCUCUGAAGAUGAUCUCUUUAAAUAUUCCAAACAUCAAUUAAAAUUGAUUAAUUUAGGUGAUCGUGCACAAGCGUUAAAACUCAGUGAACAGAUCUCGAAAGAAAGUUUACGGGAACGUUUAGAAAAUCGUCGAAAAGCAAUGUUAAAACAACAGACAGAAGCUAAAUCAAAAGCUAAAAAUAACACUUCAAGUGUCGAGGAAAUUUCCGAUAAAGUAAAAACACUUCAAAUAAAUUCAGAUGAAUUAAAAUCUGAUGAUAAACAUAGUUCGAAUGAGAAUUCGAAUAAAAAUAUUUCUAAAACGUUUGAAUUAAAUUCAAACGAAUUAAAAACUGACCUGCAAGAAAAUGAUACUCAAGAUUUAUCUUCUGGAAGCCAAGAAAAAUGUGAAAUUUCGACAAAAAUUGAAACAAUUCAAUCAACUUUAAAACAAGAAAAUUAUCCGAGAAAAGAGUUCGAAAUUGAAAAAAGUACAGAUUUUCCCGUACAAACAAAUCAACCAACUUCCAGUAGGACAAACGAAAAAGAACUUCCUCAAAAUUUAUCCGUAGAAGAAACAUUAAAAAUUAAUAAUAACGAAUCAAAACCGAUAAAACCAUCAAUAAAAUCAAUUCUAAUCGAAAAAAUUAAAGAAGAAUUACCUCCAAAUCCAAGUUUGGACAAACAAAUUAAACCGCCAACAGAUUUAUCCACAACGGACUUGGCAAUUAAUUACAUCGAAAAGUGUCUUACAGAAUGGUUCACAAUUGAUUCGUUACUCUUUCUAUAUGGUCGAGAACGGGUUAAAAAUGAUGUGAAAUCACAUAACAAAGUGAUCCAAGAAAAACUAACGGAAUUCCUUAAAGAAUCCACAAAUAAUUUAUACGAGAACGAAGCAUACAUUAAGCUAUGUAAGAAAAUCGAUAUGUUGGAAUUAGAAGAGGAACGCUACGAGAAAUCCGUAAUCAAUAGAAAUUUAAAACCAUUACCGGAUUAUCGUAUGUUACGUGCGGAAAAUAAACGAUUAAUCGUUAAAGUACGUUCAUUUUAUAAUGGUAAUAUAGAAUUUGAAGAACCUGGAUUGUCUGAAAGUGAAACAUCUGAAGAAUCUGAAGUUGAUUCGGAGAUUGAUUCUGAUGACGAUGAAUAUACAACCGUUUUACCAGCGGUUGAUAAAAAUUCACAGAAUCAUUUACGACGCCAAAUUGUUUUUAAUUGUUUAAAUAAAACUGUUCCUGGUUUAUUACAAACAUUUGGUUUGACCAGUCAUGAUAUGACAUCUGAAAUACGUCAAUUUAUCAGUACUUUUUAUUUGACCGCUAAAAAUAUUAUUUUUAAACCGAUUCAUUUGAAUCUAUUAGGUGUCAUUAUCUUACGAUUAUUAGGUGAAAAAAAUCGUGGUUUAUUUAAAUUAAUGGAAGACGCAACAGCUAUUAAAUAUAGCACGAUUUUAUUAAAUAUUUAUAAAUUACCAUACGAUUAUCUAGAUCAAAUUGUGGCCAAACUUACUAAUAUUGAAAGUAUCGUGGACAAUCAUUGUACAACCAAAACCAAUAAAUAAAUUAAUUUAUUAAGUUUUUAA